UAGAGAAGCCCGUCUGGCCGUCUCCCCCUCCCUCUCCGCGUUCCCCUUCCUCCUCUGCCGCCUAGCUGGUGCCUCCUCGCAACUUGCGAUUCCCAAAUCCCGAUGCGCCCUCGCGAAUAGCACUUCCGCGUCCGCGUCGGCGCCCCCUCCCUCCACCAUCGCCCGCCUCGUCCACUCGCCUCGCCCCCCUUCUGCUGGGCCCACCGCCCCCGCCGCCGCCGCCCAUGACGUCGCCGUCCUCGCACCACCCGGACACGUCCUCGGCGUCCUCCACCCCGCGCGCCGGGGCCGGCAACGGCGGCAACAACCACCUCCACCCGCCGCCCCUCCCGCCGGCCCCCGCGCCCACCCCCGCCGCGCAGGCGCACUGGGGCCCGCAGGUGCGCCUGAUGUGCAGCUUCGGCGGCCGCAUCCUGCCGCGCCCGGGGGACCGCCAGCUGCGCUACGUCGGCGGGGAGACCCGCAUCGUCUCCUUCCCGCGGGCCGCGGCCUCCUUCGCAACCCUCGUCGCCGCGCUCGCCAAGGUGGCCCCGGCCCUCUUCGCCCCGGGCGUGCCCAGGCCGUCCCUCAAGUACCAGCUGCCCCCCGACGACCUCGACUCGCUCAUCUCCGUCAGCUCCGACGACGACGUCGACCACCUCAUGGACGAGCUUGACCGCCUCCACGACGAGACCGCCGCCGUCGCCAGGCCGCCCCGCCUCCGCGUCUUUCUCUUCGCGCCCGCGCCCGACGCCGCCUUCGGCUCCGUCCUCUCGGGCACCGCCGGCGACGCCGCCUCCACGGACCAGUGGUUCGUCGACGCGCUCAACGCCCCCGCGCCGCACCCCAUCGAGCGCGGCCGAUCCGAGGCGUCGUCGAUCAUCUCCGAGGUCCCCGACUACCUCUUCGGCCUCGACACCGCGUCCGACGAGCCCAGCCCCGGCCCCGCCGCCUCCCGCACCAAGUCCGACGCCGCGGAGACUCCGCGCCAACACGGCGACGAAGACGACGCGCUGGCUCCCGCGCGCCAGGCGCCGUACGUCGCGGAGGGAGCGUCGCCGUGGCCAGCCCCGCCGCCGCCGUACAUGGCGCAGCCCGUGUACUACUUCCCGGUUCCGCCACCGGUCCACUACCUCGACCCGUCUGCGCAGGGCGGCUACAUGCCUCGACCGGUCUACCACAUUGUCGGUGGCGGAGGAAGCGAGGUGCCCGGCGGAGAUCUCCACACGGCCGGCGGCGUCUACGGCGUCCCACAACACAUGCAGCCGUUCCCGCCGAUGAUGUACGCGCCGCCGCGCGCGGUCGUUUACACGGCGGAGGGGAAGCCGUUGCAGCCUCCGGAAGGUGGGGCCCAAUCUUCUUAGGCGCCUUGGCUGCUCAUGGUUAUUGGAAUGGAGAGCCGCUUCUCGUUUCUGGAUCCUGAUCAUUGCAGACUUCUUAAGCUAAGGAUUUUUGCAUUGCUGCGAGCGUGGUGAAUUUUAUUUUUUUUCGUCUGGUUCUUGCUGGUUGGUGUAUAGAUGAGGGAGGUGGAUGAUGGAUGGAUAUUGCGAUUUUCGUCGAGUGGAAAUAUAUUACUUAUGUAGUUAUAUGAUACUAUGAUAGUGUAGUAUUCAGUGUGAUUAGUACCCAAGUUAAUGUAAUGUGGAUUCAUAUAUUCUAGGUGGCUAUGGAAGACAAAUUUUGGGUGUUUUAUCAUAUAUAAACAGGAGGUUGGGUGAAUGUUCUAAGCAAUGUCUUGUAAAAUGUUACAUGUGGAGCCUUGGUUUCUGAUGGCUGGUUUGCUGAAUUACAGAUCAUUGGACUUCCCAGCAGUU
Molecule: messenger RNA, 1793 nt
Organism: Setaria italica (foxtail millet)
Lineage: Eukaryota; Viridiplantae; Streptophyta; Magnoliopsida; Poales; Poaceae
Exons: 1
Coding region: 225-1343 (372 amino acids)
Molecular function (GO): protein binding
Source: RefSeq, a predicted model, not a curated record